Colius striatus (speckled mousebird) is the source of this 1994-nucleotide messenger RNA. It is a transcript of the gene KIN, whose product is annotated as Kin17 DNA and RNA binding protein. The record is from RefSeq and is a predicted model, not a curated record. Gene Ontology annotation, molecular function: double-stranded DNA binding. The transcript is spliced from 13 exons. The coding region runs from base 41 to 1213 and encodes 390 amino acids. Gene Ontology annotation, cellular component: nucleus. Gene Ontology annotation, biological process: DNA damage response; DNA replication. NCBI's taxonomy places the organism in Eukaryota, Metazoa, Chordata, Aves, Coliiformes, Coliidae.
GGGACUGGUAUCCGAGCGUCGGAGGGUCGGUGUCGCGGCCAUGGGGAAAUCGGAUUUCCUCAGUCCCAAGGCCAUCGCCAAUCGCAUCAAAUCGAAGGGGCUGCAGAAGCUGCGCUGGUACUGCCAGAUGUGCCAGAAGCAGUGCCGCGAUGAGAAUGGCUUCAAAUGUCAUUGUAUGUCUGAGUCCCACCAGAGGCAAUUGCUGCUGGCUUCUGAAAAUCCCCAGCAAUUCAUGGAUUACUUUUCUGAGGAAUUCCGAAAUGAUUUCCUAGAGCUGCUCAGGAGGCGAUUUGGAACAAAAAGAGUCCACAACAAUAUCGUGUACAACGAAUAUAUCAGUCAUCGAGAACACAUCCACAUGAAUGCCACACAGUGGGAGACACUGACUGAUUUUACCAAAUGGCUGGGGAGAGAAGGUCUUUGCAAGGUGGAUGAGACUCCAAAAGGCUGGUAUAUUCAGUACAUCGAUAGGGACCCAGAAACUAUUCGCAGGCAACAAGAGCAGGAGAGGAAGAAAAAACAGGACCUUGAUGAUGAAGAAAAAACUGCUAAGUUCAUUGAACAGCAAGUUAGAAGAGGUUUGGAGGGGAAGGAACUGGAAACGCCAGUCUAUACUGAACUGAACAGAGAAAACGAAGAAGAAAAAGUUACAUUUAAUUUAAACAAAGGAGCAAGUACUUCAAUAGCAGCAUCUUCUAAAACAAGCAGUGUCCUUGGACCCAAUGCACUGAAGAUGGUGGAAGGGACAGUUAAAAGAAAAGAAUUGGCUCAUAGCUCUGGUCAGUCCAAAGAGAAAAAGAAGAAAUCUGCACUGGAUGAGAUUAUGGAGCUUGAAGAGGAGAAGAAAAGAACAUCUCGAAGAGACUACUGGUUGCAGCCUGAAAUCAUUGUAAAAAUUGUAACAAAAAAGCUUGGAGAGAAGUAUCACAAGAAGAAGGCAGUUGUUAAGGAGGUGAUUGACAAAUACACAGCAGUUGUGAAGAUGAUUGAUUCUGGAGACAAACUGAAGCUUGAUCAGACACAUCUGGAAACUGUAAUACCUGCACCAGGCAAGAAAGUGAUGGUGUUAAAUGGUGGUUACAGGGGAAAUGAAGGCAUCUUGGAAUCAAUCAAUGAAAAGAAGUUCUCAGCAACAAUAAUCAUCGACUCUGGCCCUCUGAAAGGACGCCGAGUUGAAGACAUCCAGUACGAAGACAUUUCCAAACUCGCCUGAGGUGCUCCUUGUGGAUCAGAGAAGAUUUUGCUUCCCCAAAACAUCUUUCUGGCAUCUUGCAGGCAGACACAAGACUCUACCAUGUCAGAGUUUUAAUUGUGUGUGUGUAUGUAUAUGUAUUUAUAAUGUAUAUAGAAAUUAACCACAAACAACUGGAUUUAUUUAAAGUUCACUGUGGAUUUAUUACAUAAAACGUUUGUGGCAAUCUUAUCAGUGGGAAUCCUUCACCUGAUUCUAUAUCAAAGUCAGAAUAUUUGGUUCAAUUUCCCUUUGUAAAAUAUAGCAGAGAGCUGGAGUACUUUUAUUUACUGAAGUAUGUUAGCAGUAAGAGAGAGAAUUACCUCCCCAAAGCUGUUGGAGUCAGGCAGCCUGUGGCAGAGCUAAACAGGACACUUCUCAGUCUGUGUCCACAACUGAGUUGUGGCUGCAGGAACAAGGGAGUGGAGAAGCAAUGGGAUUAUUUCCCUGAUAAUGUGAGAACAGUCUGGUUUACUGAGUGCUGUCACCAGCUUGCUUUUGCUUAGCACAUUGGUGACAGCAGAAUGGAAGUUAUUGCUGUUCCAUCCUCCUGCCUGUCAGGGUGUCUGAUCAUCUCAGUGUGCACUGGAUGCCAAGGUGGAUGUUACUUGGGGGCUCUGGCGGCUGCCAGGCAGUGGGUGCACAGGGGAGUUGGUGGUUGCUCUUUUGAUUUUCCAGAGCCUUUUCCUUUGUUGAUGUUUCCAGUGUUGCUGUGCUACAGGAGCAUCAUUGCUCAUGCUAAAUUUUGUUAUUUUUAUAACAA